Molecule: messenger RNA, 723 nt
Organism: Lycium barbarum (goji berry)
Lineage: Eukaryota; Viridiplantae; Streptophyta; Magnoliopsida; Solanales; Solanaceae
Exons: 2
Coding region: 1-723 (240 amino acids)
Molecular function (GO): catalytic activity
Source: RefSeq, a predicted model, not a curated record
AUGACCAUAAUCUAUGGAUAUAACACAGCUGAGCAGAGAAAAAUUCUAUGGGAAAGUCUAGCGGAGUGUGCCACUGGGGUCAAAGAACCAUGGAUCAUAGGGGGAGAUUUUAAUACGGUGUUACACAUCUGGGAUAGGGAAGAAGGUAACACUGUUACCUCAAAUGAAAUCCAGGAUUUUUCAGACUGUAUAACAAACCUGCAACUUAAUGAGCUCAACUGGAGGGGUGAAUAUUUCACAUGGACCAAUAAACAACAUGGAACUGACAGGAUUUAUAGUAGAAUCGAUCGAAUCUUUGGAAAUGGGGACUGGAUGAUGCAGUGGGGAAAUGGGAAAAUGGAGGAUAUCUGGGAAAAACUAAAGGCCCUCAAACCUGUCCUGAAGAAGUUGAAUACUGAUCACUUUAAGGGAAUCACUAAGCACAUUGAACAGGCUCGAAUAGAACUGCAAGAAGUACAAAAGGCAAUCACCUGGAAAUGCAAUGAAGCUCUAUUGAAUAAGGAGAAAGAAGUCCUGCUAAACUUAGAAAGAUGGUCGCUGAUUGAAGAAAGCGCUUUCAAACAAAAAUCCAAAGCUAAUUGGAUCAAACUUGGGGACUCAAAUACAAAAUAUUUUGCCGUUGUUGCCAAAGAAAGAACACAUAGGAAGCAAAUCAAAGAGAUUAAAUCACUAGCUGGGGUCAGGUUGACUGAUAACAAUGACAUAGCUGCUGAAAUCCUCUAG